Molecule: messenger RNA, 3702 nt
Organism: Aquila chrysaetos chrysaetos
Lineage: Eukaryota; Metazoa; Chordata; Aves; Accipitriformes; Accipitridae
Gene: OGFOD3
Product: 2-oxoglutarate and iron dependent oxygenase domain containing 3
Exons: 9
Coding region: 20-982 (320 amino acids)
Cellular component (GO): membrane
Molecular function (GO): iron ion binding; L-ascorbic acid binding; oxidoreductase activity, acting on paired donors, with incorporation or reduction of molecular oxygen
Source: RefSeq, a predicted model, not a curated record
UCUGUGGCUGGCGGGCGCGAUGGCUCCGCAGCGGCGGGCGGCGCCGCGCGGCCCCGAGAGCGGCGGGACGGCGGGCGGGCCGGGCCGCGGGGGCCGCCGGCACAGCAGUGCCAAGAAGAGCCGAGGCCAGCAAGAGUCACGGUGGAGGUGGCUGAAGGCAGCGGUCCUCCUCUCCUCCGCUGCCGCCGGUGGCCUCCUGAGCUGGAGCUACCUGAGGGCCGAGGACGGGGUCACGGAGGUGCUGGCUCGUCACAGCGAGAACCUGCAGGACAAGUUCGUUGAGAUCCCCUGCUCUGAGGACUAUGACAGCCACAAAAGAUUUGAAGGGUGCACUCCUAGAAAGUGUGGAAGAGGUGUGACUGAUGCAGUAAUCACAAGGGAAGAAGCUGAAAGAAUCCGUAGAAUAGCAGAGAGGGGACUGUCCUUGGGAGGAUCUGAUGGAGGGGCAUCAAUUUUGGACUUGCACUCUGGAGCUCUUUCACUGGGGAAGCAUUUUGUUAAUCUGUACAGGUACUUUGGGGACAAAAUUCAAGACAUUUUCACAGAAGAGGAUUUUGCAUUAUAUCGUGAUGUGAGACAGAGAAUUCAACAAAGGAUUGCUCAGGCAUUUGGUAUCAGCUCUGCUUCCAUGUACCUGACUAAGCCAACGUUCUUCUCGAGAAUAAACAACACUGAAGCCAAGACAACACAUGAUGAAUACUGGCACCCACAUGUUGACAAGGUGACUUAUGGCUCUUUUGACUACACUUCACUGCUCUAUCUCUCUGACUACACUGAAGAUUUUGGUGGUGGACGGUUUGUGUUUAUGGAUGCAGGUUCCAACAAGACAAUAGAGCCCCGAGCAGGCCGGGUUUCUUUUUUCACCUCUGGAUCAGAGAACCUUCAUCGGGUAGAAAAGGUUCACUGGGGCACUCGCUAUGCCAUCACCAUCUCCUUUACUUGCAACCCAGACCAUGGCAUUGGGGAUCCAGUCUUGAUGUAAUUCCUCUGGGGAUGGAACAUGAGGUCAAAUGGAAUGAGAGAAGCCCUGCAAAAGGAGAAGAAAAAGGGAGAUAACAACUCUUAUAACCUCACAUUCAAUUAGACUUUCCCAGCUGUAUUAAUAUAUUGCAAUACACUUUGUUUUCACGUCCUUUUCCAUAAAUGUUGCAAACGGUGCCUUAAAGACCAUCUAAAAUUUGGUGUAUUCUGAAAAUGGUUUGUCUUCAUGUCCUAAAGGGAUAGGCUACAAAGAAGAGUUCCAGAGUGGGCUCUUUUUUUUUUUUUUAUAAUUUUUUUAAUUCUUCAGUUUAAAAGAUACAAUCUUUUGGACCAUGUCUUGAUAUGACUCCCCAUGCUGCUGUUACCUCUUUAAUUAUUUAGUCUCUUCAGUUACUAAUGCGAUGUAGAAAGUUUGACUUAAGUUAAUAGAGCAAGAUGAGUGUUAUUCUUCUGAACAUACCUUCUGUUGAGACGAAUGUAUUCUCCUUAGCAUGGGCAUUAGUGGGCAAUACACAUGUGGUUUGACUACUGGGACUUACUUGAACUUUUUUUUAUUGAAUUACUACAGAUAUUUUCUGCUACAAACAGGGACUAGUUAAUACAAAGUCAAAAAUAGAAUUCUCUGGUUGGCUAGAAAGCCUAUUGCUUUUGGAUUGCAAAUGCUUAGUGCUAGGGAAUGUCACUGCAUUAGAUACCUUUGAUCAGAAUGCAGCAUUCCCAACUCACCUUGUUUUCUUUGGGUCUUAAUGAAAAUGAUCAGUCUCCUGGCCUGAAGCCUGGUGUUAGGGUUAUUAAGAGCUCUUUAUGGAGACGGCUUGACCAUGUAACCCUGUACAUUAAGUAAACAUUAAGAAGGAGAGCUGGGCAGAGGUAAUCAGACAGUCCUCUGGAUUCAUCUGAGCAUUCAUCAUUACCUAAUUCCCAGGUAGGGCAGUGUGGUUUGGGAGGGGCACAGCUGAGAAAAAAACCCUAGUUUUAUUGUGGUUUUCCAUAUGCCAGUUCUGGCCGCCUCCAACUCAAUCCUGUUGAACCCUGGCUUGCUGCUUGGAAGGCUGGGUAACAAAACUCCAUGGACCAGUGGACUGUGGCAUGUGGGGUCUGAUGAGGGAAACUGGUGUCCACCUGUACUUUAAAUUGAUAUGGUCUCAAGCUAGGGCUUUGUUGUAAAACACUUCGAAAAUAUCUAUAUAUUGGGCCUACAUGUAAUCUUAAGACCAAGUUGGAGGAAGCUUGGGUUUUUUGUUGUUGUUGACACAACUGCGAAUCUUGUGUUGUGAAAUACUGUGUUUUAUCUUGUCCAAAACAAUGUUUUAUCUGCUUCAGAAAGUCUCAAUAGCUCUUAUUGGACUUCUCUUUCUCAGCUUAGUAUGAAGACUUCUUUCUGUUAACUAGGACCAUUAGUCUGUGGUGUCCUUGAAUAAUAAAUUGCAAGGACUUAAGAGAAGAGGGGAUGAUUGCAUUGCAGUACAGAUAAAAUAACAUCUAAAUGCAUAAUCUUGCCAACUACCUUUCUUAUUACAAUCAAAGAUUUUUACGGGUCGGCGCAUCAGUAAGUGAACGGUAGGAAAACAGAAUUUGAUUGAGGAAAAAAAAUUAGGAAGCAAACAUGUUGAUUUGUUUUAAUAGUAGUCUCUAUAAUUUGUGUGAAACACUUUGAAAAUCUGGGAAUGUGCUUUGAUUUUUUUUUUUGUCGUUAAAUUUUUUUAUUAUGUAUACAGUUUUCACUUUUUAAUCUACCCUUUUAUGGAAUUAAUAAGUAUUGGGGAGGAUUACGCUGAAAAUCCAUAUAAAUAGGAAUGAUGACAGGACACUUGGACUUGUUCUAUUGUGAUUGUUCUCAUUUGGCACACCAGUGAGAUUAGUCUUUUGUAAUUUCAUUUCUUUGUUCUCAAACCUGAAAAGGGCUUCCUUGUCCGUGCUAACAAGGAAGAAUUGUUAAAAUGGCUGGAUGCUAGGAAUAAUAAAGUUAGUUGGGUUCCAUAUCUAAAUACUUGUCUCAAAGCCUGUUAAUUCCAAGACAUUUGCAUUACACCCAAGUUGUAAGUCUAUGUGAAGGCAGACCAAGAGCAUCAGCAACUGCUUUACUGGCUUAAAACUUGAUUCCUAACGUUACCUUGAGAUUUAAAUGUAUGGCCUUUUCCAUAAAGACACGUGAUAGCAGUGGAAUCUAAAUAUGAAUGGACCUGUGUAGAUUUAGGUUGGGAUUCUCCAGGUUGAGGUCCUAUGUUCCAAAAUUCCUACUUCACUCUAAGUCCCAUCACUGCUCUGCAACACUGUCAUAUAAAUUGCUUUGCUACUUUUUAAAAAGAGUUACUUGCGUCUGUCAUGCAGGCUUUGAGUCGCACUAAAUGAAAAUGCUACUUUCAGAGCUGCCCUCUGUAAAAUACUGCUCAACAAGGUCAUAUUGGACCAUGGGGGAAAGCUCAGCUAAUCUCCUUUUGGAUUUUCAUCUUUUGAAGAUCCUGUGUACUGUAGUAUCUCCUGAACACAGUGCAUAUCUCAUGCUAUGAAUUGACUGUCAUUCAGAAAUAAAAUCAAGUUGGUAUUUGUCUUUUGGAGUUUUUAAGCUUCAGUAAUGUGUUCAAUAUGAUGACCAAACCUGUCAAAUAUAAUUUGUGGAAAAACUUGUGCACGGUACCUAGUAAGAGAAUUCUUCUUUUGAAAGAAGUAUAAUAAUUCAGUAUGCUGUAUGUUUCAGUACUGACCAAGCUUCAAUAUCCA